This is a messenger RNA of Fundulus heteroclitus (mummichog), 1455 nucleotides long. Its product is annotated as basal body-orientation factor 1-like. The coding region runs from base 1 to 1455 and encodes 484 amino acids. The transcript has a single exon. Lineage: Eukaryota; Metazoa; Chordata; Actinopteri; Cyprinodontiformes; Fundulidae. The record is from RefSeq and is a predicted model, not a curated record.
AUGGCGAUCAAAAAAACAAAGCAGAGAAAAGCCAAGAAUACCAAGAAAGAUGUCAAACCUCAGUCGAAACAAACAAAGAGGCAGGAUGAAAAAGUGGUGAACAGCAACAGUGCUCUUUGGGAGCUGAAGCUGAAGAGAGCCGAGGAGGAAGUGACCCGCUACCGAAAGGCGUACUACGACAUGGUCAGCCAGAACGAGCAGCUCAGAAGUCUACUGUACCAGUCAGAGGUGCAGCAAUUUGAGACCACCGCUUUUUGGGAGAAAGAAUUCGGAGCUAAAAACGAGAGGAUCAGGCUCCUGGAGGCAGAGUUUGAAAGGCGAAGGGAGCGCGCCUUUGAAGAGGAGUGUGCGUGGGAAAUUAGAAAGAGACAAUAUCUCGAAGAGCUCCAGGUAGAAAUUGCGAAACACAAGAGCGCUGAGGCUUCGUGGCGGAGAAAAAUUUCCAACAUGAGGAACCAACUCAAUAUCACUAAGGUCGAGCACAAAGAAAGCCUGAGAAAAAAAGAAGAGGAACUUUCACUCUCGGUAAAACAAGCAGCAGAGAAAGAAAUGGACCUUAAAACACACUUUGAAAAGGAGAUAAACCUGUUAAAACAUACUCAAGAAAAAGCUAUUGUCCUGCUGAAACAUGAAGUGAAACAUGUUUAUGAGGAGCAAACCGGCAUGACUAAAAAACUGAGAGAUGCUCAGGCCGAGAUAGAGGAACUGAGGAAGCUGGAUCAAUCGUUGUCGAAGGACAAGCUCUUGCUGGCAGUGGAUAAAAAAAUCCUCACGUCAACAUUAAAGGAGACCAUUGCAGAGAUGGCGGCUCAAGAAAAGAAGCUUAAUGAAGUCAGUGCCAAAGUUCCCCUUCUUGAGCAGGCCCUCAAGAACAUAGAGGAAGAAUCAAGAGAGAAAGAGAAAACAAACCGAUUCACCAUCCAGGCCAGCGAGGCUGAGCUGGAAAAACUGCGGAGAAUCAUCGCCAGUCAAGAGAGAGAGAUGCACCGCCUCAAACAGCUGGCGAGGACCGUGGUAGAGAAACGUAAGGAGGUGGAAGUGUUUUUCCACGAAGCGCUGGAUCACGUCCGACAAGAGAUUGCGAACGACAGACACCGGUUUAAAGCGGAGGCACGUCAAGACUACCGGCAGAAAUUUAGAGAGGGCACGGUGAGAAAGACGAAGCUCCCGCCCAUCUGCACGUUCAAUCAAAACCCCAACAGCACCAACUCCGUCUAUUCGGACACGAAGGCUGCGCAAAAAUGGCCCCAUCCUCCCGGCAAGGAGGUUUCCAUGUCUGAGCUCACUUGGGAGCAAAAAGAAAAGGUGCUCAGCCUUCUCUUUGCCAAAAUGAACGGAUACGCAGGAAGUGCGGUCAACGUGAAGCUGGAUUUGUGUGAGUCCUGCACAAAGCGGAACGGCCUGCUGACACCGAAGCCGCCGAGCCGAAGGCUCAGCAGCAGAAAUGUGCAUUAA